Messenger RNA from Nicotiana tabacum (common tobacco), 723 nucleotides. The record is from RefSeq and is a predicted model, not a curated record. Lineage: Eukaryota; Viridiplantae; Streptophyta; Magnoliopsida; Solanales; Solanaceae.
AUGAAAGCGCAGCUAGAGGGGACACAUGUAGAUUGUGCGGAUAGCCCUAGUACAGGUUCAAAACUAGUUCAACUAGGAAUUAACACUGUGACCGGAGUUUACCAAGUCUUCUUGUACUUUACAGUGCCCUUCAAUGAAGAAGCCAGUGUUUCUGCUAGUGUUGAUGUUAAGAAUUCCCUUGUAAAUACCAUUGAUAAAUCUAAUAAAAUGAUUCAAGCUAAGAUAAAGACUUUCAGAAGUGAUAAUGCUUGGGAGUUGGGUACCAGUUCUUCUGGUUCUCUUUUGUUUUCCAAGAAGGUUCCAGCUCUACCUCUGAUCCUAUUUUUUUCCUCUCCACUUCCACUAAGAAGAUCUAGCAAACCUCACGGUGCUCGUGGACACCUUCAGGACUAUGUCCGCACCACCCUUCCUCCUUCUUUAGGCUCUAAGUCUGCAUCCUACAAGGAUGCCAUGAGAAAGGAGUUUGAGGCUUUGAAGGCUAAUAGAACUUGGGAUAUUGUUGAACUACCCCUUGGCAAGAAGCCUAUAGAUUGCAAAUGGGUAUAUAAAGUCAAGUACAAAGCUGAUGGGAGUUUGAAAAGGUAUAAGGCAAGGUUGGUUAUUAGGGGUGAUGCUCAGGUUGAGGGGGUUGAUUUUCAUGAAACCUUUUCUCUUGUUGUCAAAAUGUCUAUCAUGAAGUCUUUAAUUAUUAUAGCUGUUAAACAACACCGGCCUCUGUUUUAA